AUGCCCGACCCGUCGCGCUCGGCGCCCGCGCCCAAGAAGGGCUCCAAGAAGGCCAUCAGCAAGGCGCAGAAGAAGGACGGCCGCAAGCGCAAGCGCGGCCGCAAGGAGAGCUACUCCAUCUACGUGUACAAGGUGCUCAAGCAGGUGCACCCCGACACGGGCAUCUCGUCCAAGGCCAUGGGCAUCAUGAACUCCUUCGUCAACGACAUCUUCGAGCGCAUCGCGGGCGAGGCGUCCCGCCUGGCGCACUACAACAAGCGCUCGACCAUCACCUCGCGGGAGGUGCAGACGGCCGUGCGCCUGCUGCUGCCCGGCGAGCUGGCCAAGCACGCCGUGUCCGAGGGCACCAAGGCCGUCACCAAGUACACCAGCUCCAAGUGA
Messenger RNA from Sorex araneus (European shrew), 381 nucleotides. RefSeq names its product histone H2B type 3-B. Bases 1 to 381 code for a protein of 126 amino acids. The record is from RefSeq and is a predicted model, not a curated record. Gene Ontology annotation, cellular component: nucleosome. Gene Ontology annotation, molecular function: DNA binding; structural constituent of chromatin; protein heterodimerization activity. The transcript has a single exon. Lineage: Eukaryota; Metazoa; Chordata; Mammalia; Eulipotyphla; Soricidae.